CACCGCCGAGCAGUGUCACGUUCCCUCCAUCACUUCAGGUUGUGUCUUGAGGAAUAAUUGUGUAGAUUGUUGUUUUUCUUUGGCAAAAAAAAAAACGAGAGGAGGGGAUUUGAUCAUACAUUCCGUUCAAUGUUUGGUGUCAUAGCCUAGCUGUUUGUUUGUUUUUUGGUGAGCAUCUGGGCUAUUCGAUACAUUUUUCUUUAAUCCGAUAUUUUCUUGGGAGAUGGAAAUGAGAUGUCGUCCAACGGUGAUGUGCUGCUCUGUGUUCGCGAUGCUGUGCGCUACCAUGGUCCCCCGGUCCGCGGGUCUCUCCUACGGGGACAGACAGUACCUCAACGAGUGGGCUGUGGAGGUCCCCGGUGGACUUCGCGCUGCCGACACGAUCGCCAAAGAACUGGACUACGAAUUAGUUCGACAGAUUGGGGCCCUGGAAAACCAUUUCCUGUUCAAACACCGAAGCCAUCCUAGCAGGAUGAGGAGGAGUGCCAACCACAUCACCAAGAGGCUGUCUGAGGACGACCGCGUGUCCUGGGCUGAACAGCAGUAUGAGAAGAGGCGGAACAAGCGAGCCUCCAUCGGGGGCUGCGAGGACUGCCCCGUUGACAAGCUGUUCGACGACCCCAUGUGGAACCAGCAGUGGUACCUGCAAGACACGCGGAGGUCCUCCUCGCUGCCCAAGCUGGACCUGCACGUCAUCCCCGUGUGGAGGAAGGGCAUCACGGGGAAGGGCGUGGUCAUCACAGUCCUGGACGACGGCCUGGAGUGGAACCACACCGACAUCCACCCCAACUACGACGCAGCAGCCAGCUACGACUUCAACGACAACGACCCGGACCCGUUCCCACGCUACGACUCCACCAACGAGAACAAGCACGGCACGCGAUGCGCUGGGGAGAUUGCCAUGCAGGCAGACAACAAUAAAUGUGGUGUUGGAGUUGCGUACAACUCCAAAGUUGGAGGGAUCCGCAUGCUGGAUGGGAUCGUGACGGACGCCAUCGAGGCCAGCUCCAUCGGGUUCAACCCGGACCACGUGGACAUCUACAGCGCCAGCUGGGGACCCAACGACGACGGCAAGACCGUGGAGGGGCCCGGCCGUCUGGCGCAGAAGGCCUUUGAGUACGGCAUACUGAAGGGCCGCGGGGGGAAGGGCUCCAUCUUCGUGUGGGCGUCGGGCAACGGCGGUCGGCAAGGAGAUAACUGUGACUGUGACGGCUACACCGAUAGCAUCUACACCAUCUCUAUCAGCAGUGCCUCCCAGCAAGGCCUGUCCCCCUGGUACGCAGAGAAGUGCUCCUCCACCCUGGCCACUGCCUACAGCAGCGGGGACUACACCGACCAGCGCAUCACGAGUGCUGAUUUACAUAAUGAGUGCACUGAGACUCAUACUGGAACCUCUGCGUCUGCCCCACUGGCUGCUGGGAUAUUUGCCCUGGCACUGGAACAAAACCCGGAGCUGACCUGGAGGGACCUGCAGCACAUUGUGGUGUGGACCUCAGAGUUUGACCCCCUGGCCAACAACCCGGGCUGGAAGAGGAACGGCGCGGGGCUAAUGGUUAACAGUCGCUUUGGCUUCGGCCUCCUCAACGCAAAGGCCCUGGUGGACCUAGCCGACCCGGCCACCUGGAAACACGUCCCUGAGAAGAAGCAGUGCAUCGUCAGAGACGACUCCUUCCAGCCCAGGGCUCUGAAAGCGGCGGGGGAGAUCACAAUAGAGAUCCCCACCAAGGCCUGUGGCGGGCAGCCCAACGCGGUCCACUCCCUGGAACACGUGCAGGUGGAGGCCAGCAUCGAGUACACAAGGAGGGGGGACCUGCACAUCACCCUCACCUCGCCGUCAGGCACUACCACCGUGCUUCUAGCGGAGAGAGAAAGAGACACAUCCUCCAACGGCUUCCGGAACUGGGACUUCAUGUCCGUCCACACCUGGGGAGAAGACCCUGCAGGAACCUGGACCCUGAAGAUCACGGACACUUCCGGCCGUAUGGAGAACGAGGGUCGGAUCCUGAGCUGGAAGCUGAUCCUCCACGGGACGUCGGAGAAGCCCGAGCACAUGAAGACGCCCAGGGUGUACGUGCCCUACAACGCCGUGCAGAACGACCGGCGCGGGGUGGAGCACAUGGACACCAUGAUGGAGGAGCCCACUCAGGCCCACCCUCCACAGGAGGCCCCAGAUGCUCCCGCCUCUGCAGUGGCCGCGCAGGUCCAAAACGAGUCCUCCAGGGACACAGCGUCCUCCGCUUACUCCCCCACCCUGGCCCUGCUGCGUCUCCUACAGACGGCCUUCAACCGGCAGAGCCCAGCCUCCCAGCCCCACUCUCAAGCCAGGAAGCAGCAGCAGCAGCAACAGCGUCCUGACAAUGUCCUGCCAGCAGCACCAGCCACCCGUCUACCACCACAGCAGCUGUACCAGGCCCUGGACAGGAUCAACAAGUACCAGGGCAGAGAGGACAGCCUCUACAGUGACUACAGCGACCGGUUCUACAGCUCCAAGCCGUACAGGCAUAGGGAUGACCGCUUGCUGCAGGCCAUGCUGGACAUGAUCUCCGAUGAUAGCCAGUGAAGAACUUAGCAAGGUAGGGGAGAGAAGGGGGGGAGAGGAGAGGAGAGGCAGGGAGGACAGGGGAGACAGAGAGAGGAGAGGAUAAGACAGAGAGGAAGUUAGUGAUGAAUGUACGUGAAGAAAAGGGUAAGGGAGAACGAGAGGGGAGGAGAGCGAAUAAUGUAAUAGGGUAGUAAGAGGAGCUUAAAGGAAGCAAAGGGGGUGUAUUCUUUCAGUUCAUAUCAUUUCCUCAAAGCUGUAUUUCUGAUAUACUAUUAUUGCAAAUCCAGGCAUGCCAAGCAAGGUUUCAUACACUUCAGUUCUCCUUAUGUGAUUUGAAUCAUAUAUAUAUAUUAUGUUCUCUAAGUAUACCUCAACGAUUACAACUUCUGCUCCAAAUAUACUUUCGAUACCAGAUAGCUAAAACACAAACUGAUCUUCUGAUAGAGGAGGGGGAUGUGGCUCAGAGGCCCGGUCUCUCUUACCUUCACAGUCGAGGGGGAAAGCACGUCAUCUUUAGGAUCCAGGUUUCUUGUCAAUCAUAGGGAUCAUUUAGUUUUUACCAUAAGGCCAUGAUUGUAAUUUGUUUUUGAGGACACUUUAAAUUAUAAAACAUCUCCCUCGAAACGCAAAUAAUCAUGAGGUUUAAUUCAUGGGUGAUGUCAUACUGCCAAACAAACCCUAACUAUAUUGUAUAAUGCUCACAUCACACGGUUUGGGUCAUGAAUGAUAGUUAUUUCCAAACCAAAUUGUAAAUUGCAAACAACACAUUUUUUCAUUUACUCAUUUACUUUCAUUUAAUUUACUUAAUAAUCUCAGGGGAGGCGAAUAAAGGGAUUUUAACGUGUUCUGUCUUCUCCGGAGUAUUGAAUAAUCUAUAUUUAUGAAUGUUUAGAAACUAGAAGAGCAUGCAGGUAUGACACGUCCGUUGCACCAACAUACUAUGACACUCGAUUACGUUUUGAAAACCAUUGGUCAUUGGGUGUUCUGCUAAUGAGUUGGAAAGAACCAGUCGGAAGGUUUCUCAGUCCACCACUACUGAAAGGACUCUCCUACUUCUUGUGCAAUCUUAUUUAUUUUGUAUGAGUACAAUGCUGCAUUCAAAUAAAUAUUUUUCUAGAGAUUCCAAAUAGUUUAUGAGAGUAAAAUAUAUAUACAAACAUAUGAACCCUCGCUCAGUUUAUUUUACGUUAUAUAAGUGUAGUGUUCUCAAGUUAAUGUGUGUCGAGAUUAUGAAUAGCACUCAUUGAUACUAAUAAACACUGCCAAACAUUAGUUUGUCAAAAGGCUUCGGUCAAUUUUGGUGACCAUGCAAAAUAUGAUAUUUGCUCACAUACAAGCUAAACAAUGCCACCAAUUCAAAACCUUAGCAUUAACAUGCACAAGUCCACUCUCUGAUAUUUAUUUAUUUGGUAUUAUAAAGUAAAAACCUAUCAGAGUUGUGUGGAAGUGACCAGCAAUGUGCUAGUAUGGGGCUCUGCAUUGACACCUUCAAGCACUUUGAUCUUCUCAUAUCGCCUUAAUGAUGCUGUGAUGACCUCACCUAUUUCUUUUAAUGGUUGUAUAGCAAUUCAUUCAUUCAUAUUACAAUCAAAGUGUUUUCUUGUGAAGUGAUGAAGCCUGUAUGCAGAGUAGGCCUACCAAUUAUAUUGCUGAUUUGCAUUUAGAUUUCGAUUUAACAACAGUUUUGGUAAUGGUUUGGGACUUGCCUUCCUGGUGACUUGUUUCUCUUGCCCUGCGCCAACAAGGUGAACAUGAAGAUGUUUGGAAAAAAUUGUUUACAUUUUGCCUUGUAAUUUAACCAUCCCUUAGAGUAGCCGGUGCUGUUUAUGAGUUUGAAUCAAUGCUUCUGUCCAAAUUUGUUUAUUCAAGACAAACGUUGCAAUGUAUGUAUGGAUGUACAAAAAAUAAUUUAUUGUAAUAAACCGCAAA
This is a messenger RNA of Gadus chalcogrammus (walleye pollock), 4471 nucleotides long. It is a transcript of the gene pcsk1, whose product is annotated as proprotein convertase subtilisin/kexin type 1. Gene Ontology annotation, biological process: protein processing. Gene Ontology annotation, molecular function: serine-type endopeptidase activity. Lineage: Eukaryota; Metazoa; Chordata; Actinopteri; Gadiformes; Gadidae. Bases 224 to 2560 code for a protein of 778 amino acids. Gene Ontology annotation, cellular component: trans-Golgi network; Golgi membrane. The transcript is spliced from 14 exons. The record is from RefSeq and is a predicted model, not a curated record.